Molecule: messenger RNA, 3565 nt
Organism: Ictalurus furcatus (blue catfish)
Lineage: Eukaryota; Metazoa; Chordata; Actinopteri; Siluriformes; Ictaluridae
Gene: reps2
Product: RALBP1 associated Eps domain containing 2
Exons: 14
Coding region: 2248-3387 (379 amino acids)
Biological process (GO): endocytosis; endosomal transport
Cellular component (GO): cytoplasm; plasma membrane
Molecular function (GO): calcium ion binding; protein binding
Source: RefSeq, a predicted model, not a curated record
GUAAAGUUCUGAUGGAAAAAAAUAUUCAGUUCAAACCCUUGCUAAUGUUUUCCCUUCUCUCAGGAUCACUAAGAAUUUUCCAAAUAUUUGUUUUAUAUUUUUCCACUUUACUCUGCACUUCUCACACACACGCACACACACACACACACACACACACACACACACACACAGAUACAGCAGGAUGUUCCCGGUGUGUAGACAGGACCGACCUGUCUGACCCGUCAAACGUGGGUGUGGUUUCCUGAUGUGAUGAGCUUCACGUCAUUCACAGCUUCGAAGAUCUGCAGCUGUGCCUUCAUCACACCGUUUACAGGAAAAUAUUAGACAUCGGGAUGGAGUGAUGAAGCGGAGUUACCAUUACCACUCUGGAGUUCAUGUUCCCCUAACAGAACUUCCCUGAGUGUUUAAAUCCUCUGUGUAGUAAAACUUUCACUUACAGCUUUACCUCUGAUUGGAACAAAGCGCUGACACUGGAGACUCCUUCCAUACGUGUUACACAAACAGUUUAACAUUAAAAAAAAAUAUUCAUAACAAUUGUAGAAAUGAAAACGUAUCAGAGCGAGCGCAUUAAUAUAAACCUGGGAUUUGCAGCUGCACUACUCUCAGUGCUGCUGUUAUAGAAAACUAACCAAAUGGUAAAUGGUCUGCACUUAUAUAGCGCUUUUUAACCUUUUUCAUUCACCCAUUCACACACACCAAUGGUAGCAGAGAUGUCAUGCAAGGCGCUAGCUUGCCAUCGGGAGCAACUUGGGGUUCAGUGUCUUGUUCAAGGACACUUCAGCAUAUGGAGUCAUGUGGGCCGGGAAGCGAACCACCAACCCUACAAUCAGUGGACAACCCGCUCUACCACCUGAGCCACAGCUGCUCUAAUCAACACUUUCUUUCUGACCAAUCACAAUCCAGAACUGUGUCAUUAAGCCCAAACCUCCCCUUCAUACCCACAGAGACAUAAAGCGCUGUUGUUGUGUUGUUGUGAGUCUCAGGGUGACUCACGGAUUUCCUCUCUGAUCAGGAAACUAUGCGGCCUGAACCACACACGCACACACAUACACACACACAUUCUAAUUGGAGCUGCAGCUAAAUAUACUCUAAUAAACACAGUACACAGUAACACUGACACUGUAAUACACACGGGCAUAGAGAGAGAGAGAGAGAGAGAGAGAGAGCGUGUGUGUGUGUGUCCAUCUGGUCUGGCAAGGCCACACACUAAGCCAGGUGGUGUUCUGAUUAUAAACAAAAGCCGAAUUUGUUGUUUAAUCAUUUAAUCGAUCUCACCAUAGUAAUAGCGUCGGCCUAAAACGCCUUUAUUACAAAAUCCGCCAAAAUAAUAAAUGAGUAAAAUGCGACUCUGUUAAUUCGGGAAAAUUAUGUUUUAUUUAACGUCACCCUGAUAUAUCUGUGCUCAGAGUGUAGAGAUCUGACCGGUAGCUUCCAAACAGAACCUUUGUCUUGUUAACAAUAAAUGAAUCGAUUUGAUUUAACAAUAAAAAAAAAAUGACGUCACGUGACGCAUCUUGGCCCAAAUCUGCGGAAAAUGCGGAAAUUUUCGAAAAUUGCACGCAAAUUUUGCGCUAAUUCCUGCGAUUUCCUUGAUCUGGAGUGACUCCUAAGAGGCCGUGCGUUAUAAUCAUUUUCUUUCUUGUUUACUCAUGAUCACCAAAUCAUUUUCUCGCGAUCAUGACGUAACAAAAAGCUGUUUUCUCACAACAAGAAAAUCCGCGCUCGUGAACGGGACUGGUCAGAUGCAAACUGUUUAAACACCAUCUUUCAAACGUCAUUGCGUAGCCGUGCGGUCGUCCCGGUCCCUCGAGUUGGCUUUCAGUGUAACCGACUACACGUUCAGGGUUGCUAUAUCGUCUUCGAGCCAUAAAGUUGUGGACGUAACAGCCUCAAUCCCAAGUGUCGGACUCUAGUGUACGGUACAUACAGCUAUUUCAGCUCGAGCGCGUCCCUAAUCAAAGCAAAUACGCUUUUGCUGCCUCCAGAACAAUAAGAACAUGUUAUGCCGAUAACAAACAAGAAGGAGAAGGACAAGAAAACAAGAAGGAAGAAUAACACUAAUGCAUGUAUAUAUAUAUGUUUGAUGUUUUACCAUGGCUGUAAAGGACUUGUCUAUUACAAACACACUAAUCAUGUGGUCACUAAUUGUGUCUCUUUUUUCCUGUCCCAGAUAACGGAGGUGUGUGUGUGUGUGUGUGAGGUGGAGCGGCAGCAGGAGCGUCCUGUGUGAGUGAAGAGCAUGAGGAGAUGGAUGUGGAUCAGUGUGAUUAUUCGGAUGAUCCGUGGGUGAUCACGGCUGAACAGUUGGAUUAUUACACGCAUCAGUUCCUCAGUCUUCAGCGCGACCUGAGCGGCCUCGUCCUGGGCCCUGAUGCGAAAAACUUCUUCACAAAGUCGAAGCUGCCCAUCCCUGAGCUCUCUCAUAUAUGGGAGCUGAGCGAUGUGGAUCGGGACGGAGCCCUCACCUUCCCAGAAUUCUGCACGGCUUUUCACCUGGUCGUGGCACGAAAAAAUGGUUACCCGCUUCCUGAUCACCUGCCGCACACACUCCUCUCAGCUUUCAGACCUGCACCUCAGGACUCGCAGCCUCUCAUCGUGUUUGAGGACGCAGAGACACUCAGGCAAAAGGAAAUAGACAUUAUCAACCAGCAGGAAGUCAGAGACAAGAUGCAUGAGCAAGAAUUCAGUCAGGAGAGAGCAGAUGAAAACCAGCCAAUACAGCAAAGCAGCACUUUAAAACCAGAUCCUCCUACUGAGCUGGAUAUUAAUGCGAAGUCAAGAACGAGACCCAGGUCUUACUCCAGCACCUCUAUAGACGACGCUAUGAAGAAAUCAGAAGAGCCCCCAACUCCUCCACCACGUCCUCAGAAAACGCACUCUCGCGCUUCAUCGCUGGAUCUGAACAAACUCCUGCAGCAGGGUGGGAAGAGCGGCUGGCUUCCUCCUCCUCCUCCCACACUUCCACCUCGAACUCUGACCUCACAGCAGACGCCUCACUUCCUCCCCGGGGCGGACCAGAACUCCCAGCAUGCAAUGCAGAAGCCUUAUUUUGCAGACAUUAACAAGUGCAGAGUUCAGGAGGAUUCAACAGUGCUCUCCCCAAGUCACACCCCUCAGAAACCUGUGCGCAGAAAACUCCACUCGGAAAGCCAGAAUGCCAGUCAUACAGUGGGCGUGGCCUAUGCAAACCCCGCCUCUUCAUCAGUGCCCAAACUGGCUCAUAGGCAGAAGAAAGAGAUUCAGACAGCCAUCAGGAAGAAUAAAGAAGCGAACGCAGUGCUGAAACGCCUCAACAGUGAACUGCAGCAACAGCUAAAGGAGAUUCAUCUACAGAGGGUUACUUUAGAGUCUCAGCUGGACCUGCUGCGUCCAUCGGCCUCUACCUGACCUCCUGAAAACACACACACAGACAAACACACACACACACACACACACACAUACACAGUCUGGAACACAGACUAAAAGCACACUGUGUCAGUGAAAAAGGUGCAAAAAACCUGAAUUUCUAUGGAACUGCGGUAUCUUAAGAUUUGCUUUGCUUUGAUUAAAAUCUGUAUAGCAGGAA